GCUCCGGACGCGCAGGCUCGGCGGCCAUGGCUCACGGGUCCAGCCGCUCCGCGGCAUGUGGGAUCUUCCCGGACCGGGGCACGAACCCGCGUCCCCCGCAUCGGAAGGCGGACUCUCAACCACUGCGCCACCAGGGAAGCCCUGAUGGACCCCUACCAUGGAAGAGACAGUAGAAGAUCCCCCCACAUCAGCUGUCUUGCUGGACCACUGUCAUUUCUCUCAGGUCAUCUUUAACAGUGUGGAGAAGUUCUACGUCCCUGGAGGGGACAUCACAUGCUAUUACACCCUCACCCAGCAUUUCAUUCCCCGUCGAAAGGAUUGGAUUGGCAUCUUUAGAGUGGGAUGGAAGACAACCCGUGAGUACUACACCUUCAUGUGGGUUACUUUGCCUGUUGACCUAAACAGCAAAUCUCCCAAACAGCAGGAGGUCCAGUUCAAAGCUUAUUACCUGCCCAAGGAUGAUGAGUAUUACCAGUUCUGCUAUGUGGAUCAGGAUGGUGUGGUCCGGGGGGCAAGUAUCCCUUUCCAGUUCUGUCCAGAAAAUGAGGAGGACAUCCUGGUUGUUACCACUCAGGGUGAGGUGGAAGAGAUUGAGCAGCACAACGAGGAGCUCUGCAGGGAAAACAAGCAGCUGAAGGACAGCUGUGUCAGCCUCCAGAAGCAGAACGCAGACAUGCAGGCUAGGCUCCAGAAGAAGCAGGAGGAGCUAGAAACCCUAAAGAGCAUCAAUAAGAAAUUGGAACAGACAAUGAAAGAGCAGAAGGACUGUUGGGAGACAGAGCUUCUUCAGCUGAAAGAACAAAACCAGAAGAUGUCCUCAGAAAAUGAAAAGAUGGGAGUCAGAGUGGAUCAGCUUCAGGCCCAGCUGUCAACUCAAGAGAAAGAAAUAGAGAAGCUUGUUCAGGGAGUCCAAGAUAAAGCAGAGCAGUUGGAGGACCUGAAAAAGGAAAACGGCCAGCUCUUUCUCAGCUUAACUGAACAGAGGGAACACCGGAAGGAGCUCGAACGGACAGUGGAGGAGAUGAAGCAGAAAGAAACUACUGCAGCGAAGAAAGAACAGGAGUUAACGGACCAGAACUUUGACCUGUCAAAAAGACUGAGUGAGAACAAGAUUAUAUAUAACGUUCUGCAGAAAGAGAAAGAGAGAAUGGAAGAAGAAAAUGGUCUUUUGAAGAUGGAGAACAGCACACUGCUGAGUUACAUGGGUCUGAAUUAUGACUCUUUGCCGUAUCAAGCGCCUGCUUCGAAUCAAGGAGGUGCGAGACCAAACCCAGGACUUGUCUAUGGAAACCCAUAUUCUGGUAUCCAAGAAAGUCCUGCCCCCAGCCUGCUCUCCAUCAAGAAAUGCCCCACCUGCAAAUCAGACUUUCCUGAUGACUUGUUUGAUCACACCUUGGAGCAGCACAUGCAGCCCCUUAGUUUGAAUUGUCCAAUUUGUGACAAGGCCUUCCCAGCAAAAGAGAAGCAGAUCUUUGAAGACCAUGUGUUGUGCCACACUCUCUAAGUGUCCCGGCCUCUUGGAUCUAUACUGUACAUGGAUUUUAUAGAGUAGAAGCUUCUACUAUGAGUUAUGACCCAAGAUCCUGCCUAACCUGAAUCAUUAGGGAUUUACUUAGUCCUGCUGCCCUAUAGGUGGAGUCAUGUCGAUUAUCUGAAGCAUAGUGUUAAGGGCUGUUACUUCCAUCCUUGUGGGUUUUAGUACCUUUUAAGUCACAUAACUCCAGCUAUGUCAGCCUCUCAACUAAAAUGCCCAUUCUUGCGAGGGUCUCCAGCAUAAAGGCCCUGGGUUGGAGCUGACCUGGCUGUUCACAGGAGGCCUGACUCGAGUACUAAGUGAGUAGUUUUCCAGGUUGUCCCACUGCCAUUCAAGGUCAGGCCUUGAGUGUGUUUGUACUCAGUCCUCAGUCCUAACCCUGGGGCUGGUGACUGAUCAGAGGUUGAGAAUUUCUACCUCCUCCUCAGGCCUCCUUCUCCAACUAAUUUAGAAUAGUCAAAAAAGGCAUGGCAGAGAACCCAGAUAUCCAAUUUGGAUACCAAAGUUUUCUCAUCUUGAUUUCCCAGCUCCCGACGGAAGCAUUCCUGAACAAUGGACAUGAAAUAUUUCACUCACAGAAAGGCUUUCUCUCUGGAUACCUCUGACUGGCAUUUUCUACUCUGGUUUUUUCCUGUGCACAUAACUAUUAUUGUUGUAAGUCCUUUCUUAAUGGUUAGUGGGACUUGUUAGAAACUGUAUGGGUUUGCAACUUUCUGAGCAGGUGAGUUUGAAUAUGGAUAAGUUAGAAUAAGAACUAUUGUUAAUCGCUUUAAUACUAAAAAUAAACUAGUCCUCUAUUCAGGGACUUUGGUAAUUUAAAAUAAACCUUGAGUUCAUUUUUUUUAUUUUUAAGCUUGUGGGGAAAGUAUAAUCAAAAGGAUUGUCGGAAUUAUAGACUCCACCAAGGAUUUCUCUUCACCUGUCUUAACUAGUCAACAAAAGAGUGUCCUGGCCAUUGUCUUGAGGUGGAGAGGGAGGUGACGAAGCAUUAGUUUGAGAAAUCUGGAGCCUGACUUUCUUGUUCUAACUUUCUGUGCAUUUUUGAAAGGGUGUGGAUUUGGGCACCUUUUGUGAACUAACUUCAGUUCCCUCCAUCCAGAUCUGCCUAAUUGAACUAUAAGAAGCAAUUCCAUUUUCUCCACCCCAGGGACUGAACAAAUGGAAAUGACUCCCAGGCCGUCAGCCAGCUGGUCACUGUAGAGACUUUUACAGAAACUUUUGAAUGAUGUGAAACAUGAUGCUGUGCAUCAGGUUGAGCCAAUUAUAGCUCUGCAUUCCUUCUGUGGUUUUCCCUGACGUGACUAAGUUAGGCCUUAGACUAACUGUAUUGUCCUAGUCACAGCUCCUCACCUUUAUUUCUCCUUUGAUAAAAUGAAGAUGAGACUAUACUCCCACUGCUUCUCCCGUAUCACCAUUUCGAUAUGAUGUCUCUUGGACUCAUAAGCCUUUGCCCUGUAAGAAUCAGAUGUGACAUUAAGACAAAGUUUAGAAUAGAAAUAUAGGACUUCCCUGGUGGCGCAGUGGUUAAGAAUCCGCCUGCCAGUGCAGGGGACAAGGGUUGGAUCCCUUGUCCAGGGAGUUCCCACAUGCCCCGGAGCAACUAAGCCCGUGUGCCACAACUACUGAGCCCACGUGCCGCAACUACUGAAGCCUGCGCGCCUAGAGCUCCACAACAAGAGAAGCCACGGCAAUGAGAAGCCUGUGCACCGCAACGAAGAGUAGCCCCCGCUCACCGCAACUAGAGAAAGCCCACGCGCAGCAACGAAGACCCAACGCAGCCAAAAAAAUAAAUGAAUGAAUGAAUAGAAAUAUAACGGGGAGAGAGUAACACAGUUUUUCUGGCAGAUACCCUUCCUGCAAAAUUUCUGUUGCUCCCCAGAUAGUUCCAGUGAAGAAUUGCAGUUUCAUUUAUUUUAUACUAGUCAGCUCUUAAUUAAGCACACGAAUGGAGAGGAGCAGUGGUGCACAUAACCCAAAUCAGCAAAUACCAUUUUCUGGUGAAUCACCCACCCCUUUGCCCCUGCUACCCUGAGGGUUACCGUGAUUAUCAACAGCAGCAGGAGCCCUUCCACAGGCUUGGUACAAAAAAGCAGUUGAGGUGUUAAUCAUCCUUUUUGCUGGAUGUAAAACAAAGCAUCUUUAACCACUGUUCAUUAUCCCCAGCUGCUCUUACCAAGGCUUUGAAGGGGAAAUUACGCUCCAGGCAUCUACUAGUGGUAAAGGAAACAGUCAUUCUUACAUAAUCCAAUCAUCACCCCAGCCUUUCCCGUCUAUACCUCUUACACCCACAGAUUUUAAAGCUGGAAAAUUCCUGCAAGAAAUAACAGCUUGUGGGAGCAAAAUGGAUUUGAGAAUCUGUGUACUUAUUAUGGCAACAAGUUUUCCUUCCUAGUUCAUUUUCUCUUUUCUAAUAUUAAAAUGUUUUUGCGUUACCUUAGCACACUCACUAAGCAGUGGGGAAAAAAGUCACCCUGGCAUACAUGAGUGUGAGUGGUGAAGGAAAGCUAACCUAAAAUCAGAGAAGGGAGAGUUGGCAAGAUAUUUGGUAAACUUAGACCCCUAAGAACACCUGUAGCUUCAGCCCUUUUGCCUCAUCUUGCUAAAAAUUGGGAUGAAAUGGAACUGCCUUGAUGUUUAAAUAUGAUCCUGGGAUUCGAGUGAUUUUCUACAGUGGCUGUGGACUGCACUGAGCUAAGCACUCUCUAACCUGGUCUCCUAGCAACAAAUGCUAAUGAGAUGGUAGGCUGUGGCAAAAAGAUGCCCUCCAUUACCUAGGGAAAAAAGCAAAAUGGACUCAGCAUAACAUAGAGAUCAAACCUGAAGAGAUAGCACCUAAUUCUCCUGAGUUAACCAACAACAGGCCACAAGCUCGGGGAAAUUACACUGAGAUCUCCUUAAUUGAUCUCAUAUAAAUAUUAAAAUAAUGGCUUUAUAAGCAUGUAGUGCUUUAUAGUUUAGAAUACAUUUCAUAUAGUCCAUGUAUACUUUCAGUAACCCUUUGAAACAGAGAGCUUUUUUUAAAUUUAUUAAUUAUUUUUGGCUGCAUUGGGUCUUCUUUGCUACGCGGGCGGGCUUACUCUAGUUGCGGUGCGCGGGCUUCUCAUUGAGGUGGCUUCUCUUGUUGUGGAGCACGGGCUCUAGGCGUGCGGGCUUCAGUAGUUGUGGCACGUGGGCUCAGUAGCUGUGGCUCACAGGCUUAGUUGCUCCACAACAUGUGGAAUCUUCCCAGACCAGGAAUCAAACCGGUGUCCCCUGCAUUGGCGGGCAGAUUCUUAACCACUGCGCCACCAGGGAAGUCCCUGAAACAGCUAUUAACUCCCAUUUUUAUAGAUGAAUAAGAUGAAACGUGGAGAAAUAACCUGCUAAAAGUGGAAACAACCCAAAUGUCCGUCAGUUGAUGAGUGGGUAAAUAUGAUAUAGCCAUACAACGGGAUAUUAUUUGGCAAUAAAAAGGAACGAAGUACUGAGAUGUCACAACAUGGACGAACCUUGAAAACAUGCUGUGAAAGAAGCUAGUCACAGAAGAUCACAUACUGUAUGAUUCCAUUUAUAUGAAAUGUCCAAAAUAAGAAAAUAUUCUAUGGAAAUAAAAUAGAUUAGUAUUUUCCUAGGGCUGGGUGUUGGGGGAAAUGGAGAAUGACUGCUAAUGGGUGUGGAGAUUCUUUCUGGGGUAGAGAAAAUGUUCUAAAAUUUAUUACAGAGAUGGUUGCACAACUGUGUGAAUAUACUAAAUACCACUGAAUUA
Lagenorhynchus albirostris (white-beaked dolphin) is the source of this 5279-nucleotide messenger RNA. RefSeq names its product calcium binding and coiled-coil domain 2 (gene CALCOCO2). The record is from RefSeq and is a predicted model, not a curated record. The transcript is spliced from 13 exons. Gene Ontology annotation, biological process: positive regulation of autophagosome maturation; xenophagy. Bases 158 to 1504 code for a protein of 448 amino acids. Gene Ontology annotation, cellular component: autophagosome; PML body. NCBI's taxonomy places the organism in Eukaryota, Metazoa, Chordata, Mammalia, Artiodactyla, Delphinidae.